GAGUGUUUUAAAGGAAGCUGGGCUACUCACAAAUUGCUGCACAAGAAAGCAAAAGAUGACAAAGCAAAACGAGAAGUUUCUGCCUGGACUGUAGAUGGAGACAUAAACACAGAUCCCUGGGCUGGUUAUCGAUAUACUGGGAAACUCAGGCCACAUUAUCCACUGAUGCCAAUGAGGCCUGUGCCGAGUUACAUUCAAAGGCCAGAUUAUGCAGAUCACACCUUAGGUAUGUCUGAGUCAGAACAGGCCCUUAAAGGAACUUCUCAGAUAAAGAUCCUUUCUUCAGAAGAUAUAGAAGGGAUGCGAGUUGUGUGUAGGCUUGCUAGAGAAGUCUUAGAUGUUGCUGCCAUGAUGGUGAAAGCAGGUGUUACCACUGAAGAAAUAGAUCAUGCUGUUCAUUUAGCAUGCAUUGCCAGAAAUUGCUACCCAUCGCCACUGAAUUAUUACAAUUUUCCUAAGUCUUGCUGUACAUCAGUAAACGAAGUCAUCUGCCAUGGCAUUCCAGACAGGCGACGCUUACAAGAAGGCGAUAUUGUUAAUGUUGACAUUACUGUUUAUCGUAAUGGUUAUCAUGGGGAUCUCAAUGAGACAUUUUAUGUUGGAGAAGUCGAUGAGGGUGCAAAACGAUUAGUUCAGACGACAUAUGAAUGCUUAAUGCAAGCAAUUGAUGCAGUAAAGCCUGGUGUACGGUAUAGAGAAUUGGGGAAUAUUAUACAGAAACACGCUCAAGCCAAUGGGUUUUCAGUAGUUCGGAGUUACUGUGGGCAUGGGAUUCAUAAGCUGUUCCACACCGCUCCCAAUGUGCCACAUUAUGCCAAAAAUAAGGCUGUUGGAGUAAUGAAGCCUGGCCAUGCAUUUACGAUAGAACCAAUGAUCUGUGAAG
Molecule: messenger RNA, 883 nt
Organism: Thamnophis sirtalis
Lineage: Eukaryota; Metazoa; Chordata; Lepidosauria; Squamata; Natricidae
Gene: METAP1
Product: methionyl aminopeptidase 1
Biological process (GO): proteolysis
Cellular component (GO): cytosol
Molecular function (GO): metalloaminopeptidase activity
Source: RefSeq, a predicted model, not a curated record